Molecule: messenger RNA, 2550 nt
Organism: Hevea brasiliensis (rubber tree)
Lineage: Eukaryota; Viridiplantae; Streptophyta; Magnoliopsida; Malpighiales; Euphorbiaceae
Product: protein SET DOMAIN GROUP 41
Exons: 5
Coding region: 52-2037 (661 amino acids)
Molecular function (GO): protein binding
Source: RefSeq, a predicted model, not a curated record
AUUCACUCUAAAAUACGAAAAGCCCCACGUGAGAGAUGAGAGCUGCUGAAGAUGGAGAUGGAAAUGAGAGCUGGUGAAGACAUAGGAAUCGGCGAAGACAUAACCCCACCACUCUCUCCACUCUCUUUCUCUCUCUACGACUCCUUUCUUUACUCCCACUGCUCUUCUUGCUUCUGCCCACUCCCUAAUCGCCCUUCACAUCCCACACCCAUUCCCCACUCUCUCCUCUACUGUUCCCCUCUCUGCUCCUCCUCCAACUCCCCUCUCCACUUCUACUCCGCCGAAUUCCACCUCCUCCGUUACCUUUCCUCCACCUCUCCUCCCCCCUCCUCCUCCUCCGACCUCCGCGCUGCUCUCCGCCUUCUCCACUCUCUCCCUUCUCACUCCUACCCACUCGGCAGGAUUUCCGGAUUGUUGACCAACCACCAUAAGUUAUUCGCGGAUGAAGAGAUAGUCGCGCGAGUUCGAUACGGAGCCAGGGCGAUGGCGGCCGCCAGGAGAUUGCGAGAUGGAAAACAAGAGUUGAUUGAGCUGGAUGAAAAUGAAUAUGACGCCGUGUUGUUCGAGGAGGAGGAGGCUGCGCUGUGCUUGGUGCUAACAAACGCUGUGGAGGUGCAGGAUAGUGAUGGUUGUACUCUCGGGAUUGCUGUUUAUGAUCCUACCUUCUCCUGGAUUAAUCACAGCUGCUCUCCCAAUGCUUGUUACCGGUUCUUGAUUUCUAAACCUAGUACAGCGGCAUUUCCGGCGGACUCCAAGCUGCGAAUCGUUCCAGGAGGCAGCAAUGGAGAAAAGAGUGUACGUAGCAAUGUUGAACUUACAAGAGCAUAUGGUGAAUAUGGGCCAAGGAUGAUUGUGAGGAGCAUUAAGAGGAUCAAGAGAAGUGAGGAGGUAACUGUGGCAUACACAGACUUGUUGCAACCUAAGGCAAUAAGGCAGUCAGAGUUGUGGUCAAAGUAUCGUUUUAUUUGUUGUUGUAAACGGUGUAGUGCCUUUCCCCCAACUUAUGUAGAUCGUAUGUUGCAGGAAAUUACUGCUUCAAAUCUUGCCCCUUCAAGGUUAAGUUCUGAUCACAGCUUUUGUAGAGAUGAAGCAAGCAGAAAGCUGACAGAUUAUGUAGAUGAAGUUAUAUCUGAGUAUUUAUCUGUGGGUGAUCCUGAAUCUUGCUGUGAGAAGCUUGAGAGCAUGCUUAUUCUUGGUAUCCUUGAUGAGCCAUCGGAGACGAAGGAAGGAAAAGUACAGUUGGAUAUUAAGUUGCAUCCUCUGCACCAUAUUGCCCUGAAUGCAUACAUAACACUGGCUUCUGCAUAUAAAAUGUACGCAAGUGACUUGCUCGCUCUCUGUUCUCAAAUGAAUGGACAUCAGUUGAAAGCUUUUGACAUGUCCAGGACUGGUGCAGCAUACUCCUUAUUGCUUGCAGCUGCAACUCACCACCUGUUCUGCUUUGAAACUUCACUUAUUGUCUCUGUUGCAAAUUUCUGGACAAGCGCAGGGGAAUCCUUAUUAACUUAUGCUAGAAGCUCAGCAUGGGAUUUGUUUGUGAAACAGGAAUUGACGGGCUCAAAACUUCUUUCCCUUCGUAAUCAUAAAUGCUCAAAGUGCUCAGUGCUGGAUAGAUUUGAAGCCAAUUUUUCUCUUAGUGAAGAUCUAAAUGAAGAUUUUGGGAACAUAUCAAGCAAAUUUCUUGAUUGUAUCACAAGUUAUUCACAUGAAGUAUGGAAUUUUCUAAUUCCAGGUUGCCAUUACUUGAAAAUGUUUAAAGAACCAUUUGAUUUCAGUUCUUUUGCUCAAUUAUCAAAUAUAUCAGACUUUGAAGCUAAUUUAGGCAGAAAUAAUAUGGAUUCGAGUUGUUGGACUGGGGAAAGUAGUUCUGGAUUUGGGGCACAUGAGCACACCAGCCAGGAAAGGAUAAAUAUUUUUCAGCUUGGCAUCCAUUGCUUACUUUACGGGGAGCACUUAGCAAGCAUAUGUUAUGGUAGACAUUCUCACUGGACCAGACACAUCCAGAAUCUUUUAUAUUAUGAUUGUGAAGAGAAAUAAAACAAGUUAUUUUUGUUUUGCAUUAUCCAGUUUGGUCAAAAAGUAAACUCUUGAUGAAAUUUAGGUUGAAAAUUUCCACGCAGCAGCAAAUUCAGCUAAGACCUCUCUAGAGAUGGGCUUGGAGGCAGCAAUGCGCACAGACAGUUGAAUCAAUAACGGUAAAUUAGUAGUCUUUAUAUGGAGUUGCACAAGCCUCCUUUUUUCUAUGUGAAUCAGAAUUCAGAAGAAUCAUCAACUACUUUUCUAUUUGCUUUGUGUGUUCAUGGGUACUAUGGGUGCUAGUGUGCGCAUAUAUUUCAUUUCAUCAGUUGUAUGGUGUAGUAACAUGAUGUAAUUGGUGAGGGCAGAUGGGAAUUUAUGGAGCAGUGUGUUAUGUUGUUGGUGUAUGUUAAAUUUAAAGCAGAUUAAGAAAUGUUUGGUGGGAGGUAAUCUCUCUGUUUCUGUAAUAUCAACUAAUCAAUUCUUUUGAUUGCGACUUCAUAAGGUGGAAGACUACAUAAUGUUCAGUAUGAA